AUGCAACUGCCGCUGCGCAGUGCCUGCACAAUUCCCACGGGGACCCAGAACUGCAUCGGUCAGGAGCGCAAGAGCCACGCGCAGCCGUUUUUGGCUCAAUACCCUUUGGUUUUGAGCAGCCCGCCCGCAAGGCCUCGCCAACCAAGCCUCGCCAUGGCCCGCUCCAGCCUGCUCGCAGUCGGCCUGCUCGCAGUCGCGUGCGUCGCCCUCCUGCAGAGCCUCGCGUUCGCGGGCGCGGGCGCCCCGCAACUGCGCGCGCAGCGGCCGCUGUCGCCGGUGCUGCUCCGCGCGACGGCCACGCCUGAGACCAUGGAGAAGAUCGCGGACGUGGUCGCCGAGCAGCUCGGAGUGGACAAGGCGAAGGUGGUGGGCUCCGCGACUUUGUCGGAGUUGGGCGCGGACUCCCUGGACAUCGUCGAGACGGUUAUGGCCCUGGAGGAGAGCUUCGACAUCGAGCUCCCGGACGAAGAGACGACUCAGCUGAAGAACCUGCAGGACGUGGGCGACCUCAUCCAGAGCAAGCUCUGA
This is a messenger RNA of Prorocentrum cordatum, 528 nucleotides long. NCBI's taxonomy places the organism in Eukaryota, Dinophyceae, Prorocentrales, Prorocentraceae. The record is from the annotation of a GenBank genome assembly.